UUUUUUUGUAUGGGUAAUCAGGUGUAUUUUUGUAUCCUUUGACCCUAGGUCAGACGCCCAACAUUGCAAUCCGCCAUUUUGACUCGAGCUGCAGCCGACGUUCAUGCCCUUUGUUUAUUUCUUCCAGGCUUCUAGCCGUUUCUACAAGUGGUGUAACAGCUUUAACUUGGAAUUCGGUCUGACAUGGCGUCUGCGAGCUCUGGGUCUCCAACCGACGUUCCUCAGGACAGCAGACAAGCGCUGAAGGUCAACCUAGCUGCUGACAUGACAAGCGGUCAGGAUGAUUUGAAUAUAGGUGGGGCAUCAAGACACAAAAGUGAGGAUUUCAGAGAUGAAAAAAUCCAUGGAGAAACGUUGUGUGACAGUAACCAGUUCAGAGCUUUGACGUGUCAGCAGAUACCUGGCGCAGCAGAACACAGUGAUGAAGAACCCAACAUUAGUGGGGAGGAGGAUGGAGAUAGUACAGAGCUCAGCAGAGAUGAAAACAUUGAAAGAGAAGUGUUGCAGAAGGACAACCAAUUUGGAGCAGUUAUGUGUCAGCAGAUACCUGGGGCAGCAGAACACAGUGAUGAAGAACCAAACAUCAGUGGGGAGGAGGAUGGAGAUGAAACAGAGCUUGAUAGAAAGGAAAAAAUGCAUGUAGGAGAAACGUUGCACAACGACAACCACUUGGGAGCUGUUAUGUGUCAGCAGAUGAUGGGCACAGCAAAUCACAUGGAAGAAGAACCCAGCAUCAGGAGGAUGUUGGAGGAGGAUGAGGAGAGUGGAGAUGGAACGGAGAGCCACAGAGAUGAGAAAAUCCAUGAAGGAGGAACGUUGCAUGACGUUAGCCAGUUUGGAGCUCUUAUGUGUCAGCAGAUGACUGGCGCAGCAAACCACGUUGAGAAAGACCAUAACAUUAGUGGGGAGGAUGGUGAGAAUAGAAUGGAGCCUACAGAAGAUGAAAAAUUCCAUACAGGAGAAACAUUGCGUGACGACAGCCAGCUUGCAGCUGUUACAAAUCGACGGUUAAACCGACGCAAAAAAGCGACACAGAAAACCAACGCAGCUAGCCACAAUGACGAAGGACAGAAGAUAUGUGGAGAAGUUGGAUAUACAACAUCUAAAAAGAGGUCCAUUCUUUCUCGGCACCUGAAGACACAAACCAAAGAGGAACCAGACAGUAUGUCCGACGAGUCACACCUCUCCAAACAUAAAAAGACGUACAACUGUAGUGAGUGCGACUAUUCAUCGACUCGGUUAAGGUGCUUUGACAUGCACAUGGCUAAACACACCGGCGAGAAACCCUACAUUUGUGUAGAGUGCGGCUACGAAACAGCAAGCAAGUCUGGCCUCUCUAGACAUAAGAAAAUCCACUCGAGAGAAAAGCCAUACAAAUGUGACCAGUGCGACUUUCGCACAGCCUGGAAGGAGUACCUAAGUUUGCACAAAUCAAAGCACACCGGUGAGAAACCCUACACGUGUGAAGAGUGUGGCUACAAAUCAGCAACUAGUUCCAGCUUGUCCAGGCAUUGGAGAAUACACACAGGAGAGAAGCCAUUUAAGUGCAACCAGUGCAACUUUUGCACAGCUUGGGAGAACUACUUAGACUUACACAUGGCUAAACACAGUGGAGAGAAACCCUAUACGUGUGGGGAGUGCGAGUUCAGGACAGCCUACAAGUGUCACCUUUCCAGACACAAGAGAAUACACACAACAGAGAAACCGUACAGGUGUAACCUGUGUGACUAUUCGGCAAACCAGAAAGGACACCUGGACAGACACAUGACUAAGCACACUGGCGAGAAACGGUACAUGUGUGACGUGUGUGGGUUCAGAUCAAGUACCAAGUCUAACCUCUCCAAUCAUACCAAGUUACACACGCAAGAUAAGCAUGUCAGGUCCAAGUUACACAUGCAAGAUAAGCAUGUCAGGUGUAGCCAAGUCAUGGAAAAGUCGUUCAAGUGUGUGGAGUGUGACUUUUGCACUGCGCGUAAGGACAGCUUGAAGACCCACAUGGCUAAGCACACAGGUGAGAAACGUUACAUGUGUGAAAAGUGCGGUGUCCAGACGGCUCACCACUCCCAACUCACCCACCACAUGAAGCUACACACGGGAGAGAAGCCACACAAGUGCGACCUGUGUGACUACAGCUCCAUAUGGAGUGGAAACCUCGCUAAGCACAUGGUUAAACACACCGGUGAGAAGCCCUACAUGUGUGAUCAGUGUGGGUACAGGUCAGCUUACAGGUCUGGUCUCACAAGUCACAUGAAGGUACACGCCAGCCUGGAAAAGCAAGUCAAAACAGUGUUUUUCCAGGACAGGGCACAAGAAUGACCCUCCAGCAGUGUGACUUAUGUAUGAAAUAAGUGGCAUCAUGUGUUGUAAUGGUUAGUGUGUUGGGCCCAUACGGCCAUAGUCAAGGGUCCUUGGUUUGAUCCCAAAGUGAGUUCCUAGCUAGGGACGUCCCUCGGAUAGGGAAAACUGAGAUGUUUGAGGACAGCCACACCUCGAGCACGUUGAUUAAAGAACUGACCACAAAGAGUCGGCAUCCUUCCCCGUGUGAGUGGUUCAAACCUUCGUCAGAUUCUUGGGUAGCAUUUUGAAAAGGUUACAGUCACUUGAUAUGUCACUCCCUUUAGCAAGAGUUAGUAAAUCACAAUAAGACGAUAAACAAACUGACAUACAAGAAAAGUUUAAAUAGCCACUUUUCUGAACAUUGAUGAGAUGUUUGUGGUGGAGAGUGGGUAGAUGUCAGCUGACAGGUCUCACCUCUCCUAAAACAUGCAAGAUGUACUAUACCCAGUUUGUGAUAUACUUCUUCUAAUCAGUCCACUUCUAUCUAUUCUCUCUCCCUCCCUCUCCCUCUAUCUAUCUAUCUAUCUAUCUAUCUUUCUAUCUACAUAUGUAUAUGAAUAGAGAGAAAGAAGUGGACUCUGCCAUAUAUUUAAGUAGAACAGAUUCAAGAAACUGGAUGUCAUAAUUAUAAGCAGGGUUUAAUAUAAGAAAGAUAUGAGAACCCUCACAAUACAAAAAUUGAUGCAAAAAUUUAUACAUCCUUUGUUAUUCGUAAAUAUACUGUAACCAACUACUAAUAUCAUCCCUACUUGACUUUACUGUAUUUGUACAUACAAUGUAUUACUGAUAUACUGAUAUAAGC
Branchiostoma floridae (Florida lancelet) is the source of this 3139-nucleotide messenger RNA. Its product is annotated as zinc finger protein 2-like. The record is from RefSeq and is a predicted model, not a curated record. Gene Ontology annotation, cellular component: nucleus. Bases 184 to 2316 code for a protein of 710 amino acids. Gene Ontology annotation, molecular function: RNA polymerase II transcription regulatory region sequence-specific DNA binding; DNA-binding transcription factor activity, RNA polymerase II-specific. NCBI's taxonomy places the organism in Eukaryota, Metazoa, Chordata, Leptocardii, Amphioxiformes, Branchiostomatidae. Gene Ontology annotation, biological process: regulation of transcription by RNA polymerase II. The transcript has 2 exons.